AUGUCCGUGUCUUUAUCCAAAUAUAGAGUGAUCUUUCAAUAUUUGAACCAAACGAUCAAAUUCAAGACAUCUAUCUUGGAAGACUCGUUUUGGCAUACGAUAGGAAUAAGUGUGGCAGGUAAAACGGUUGCUAUGACAACGGAUUGUUUGAAUGUGACAAACAAGAAAAUUGAAAGAGAUUUUCCGACCUUACUCUCAGUAAAAAAUAACACAUUUAGAAUUGGGAAAUGCGACUCGGACAGAUCUCUAUAUCAGGCAAGUUCUCCAGGUAUGUUAAAAGAUGUAAUAUUUGUACCAGAAGCCGAUGCUGCAUCACAAGCCUGUCCUCCACGACCACAACCCAACUACGAGUUGGACAAUAACAUUCCUAUGAUUCCAGGUAAACAAAUGUUUGGAAAUCCAUUCAGAAAAAAAAUCAUUGUGUUUUUUUUCUUUCCAGAUAUUCCGAUAAAGUCGUAUUGGCCACGUGGGUCGAUAUGCACGUGGAUGGACGUCGGUAACUUGGCGUUUGAUGUGUACAGUCAGAAACUUAAAGUAUGUGUAAACGGUAUUUGGCAAGAAGUCGAAGUAGACGCAGAUCGUCAUCGGCUUGAUUACGUCAUAGAAUAUCAGAUGAUUCCAUUAGACAGUCCGUCCAUUGAUGUCGAGAUAUUCCACCUGCCCGGAGAAGGAAUGUUCGCUGCCUUUGCUAAUAAUGGUAUAGUCCAUGAAGGUCAGGAUCCGACAGGAUAUUCCUCCAUCCUUUACUGGAAUGACGGAAAAUUUAAAUUUUAUCAAAAACUGGAGACUGAUUCAGCACAGUCAUGGGAAUUUUUUACCAUUGGAAACCAGUUUUUCCUUGCAGUUGCUAAUUAUGGGACCAGCAAUUCCAACUCUACCUACUCAACAAUAUUUAGGUGGCAUCGACGAAGGAAAAAAUUUAAAAAGCAUCAAAAAAUACUGACGUGGACCGCCCGCGAUUUUGAAUAUUUUCAAAUUGAUGGUGAACAUUAUCUGGCUGUUGCCAAUCACGCUAAAGGCGAUGAAAACGAAGUGGAGUCUUGUAUCUAUCAAUGGAAUAAAAUAUCGAGAUUAUUUGAAGAGUAUCAGAAGAUUACUACAACUGGGGCCUAUGAUUGGACUUAUUUCAAAGUAGACGGUUUCCACUUCCUUGCCGUGGCCAAUGCUUUUAAUGGCCUCACAACCCUCUUUUUCUCCAUACUGUAUUUCUGGCAAGGUGGCCAGUUCGUCCAAUUUCAGACCAUGGAGACAAAUGGUGCCACAGAUUGGGAGUGGUUCGUGAUAGAAAAUGACAUGUAUCUAGGUGUAGCAAACGCCUUCAAUUAUGGUCCCCAGAAUUUCCAGGAUAUAGACACCCAUUAUACCAAUUCUACCAUUUAUAAACUGAACACUGAGAAGCGGGUGUUUGAAAAAUACCAAUCGAUCCCCACGUAUAGUGCUAUAGAUUGGGAGUAUUUUGGGAUUGGAUCUGAUCACUACAUCAUAGUAUCGAACGCACAAAAUGGUGGUACGUUCGAGCAACAUACCAGUAUCAUUUAUCGGUGGCAGGGUAUGGAUAGAUUUGUACCCGUUCAUAAAAUGGCCACUCCACCAACAACCGAUUGGGAAAUUUUCACUCAAAACAAAGAUGUCUACCUCAUUUAUGCUAAUGCCAAUGACAAUACCUCUCAAGUUUUAAAAGUGAAAUUUCUUUGA
Messenger RNA from Lottia gigantea (owl limpet), 1695 nucleotides. RefSeq lists its product as hypothetical. Lineage: Eukaryota; Metazoa; Mollusca; Gastropoda; Lottiidae. Gene Ontology annotation, biological process: signal transduction. The transcript is spliced from 8 exons. The record is from RefSeq and is a predicted model, not a curated record. Bases 1 to 1695 code for a protein of 564 amino acids.